CUUAACAAAUCCAUUGUACAAGAAGCACUCUGAAGAGGCAAGAUGAGUUGAACGGCAUUCAUUCAGCAGACUCCUGUACCGUGUUCAACUGGUGAACAACCCAGAGGCCUUGUUGACGGACAAGUUUGCAACCAACAUCAAACCAACCCGACUAACAAACAUUGUUGAAAGAAGUCCUGUUUCUCUGGACUGCAGCACGACAAAAUGGUGAAUCUAACUUAUCAGCUGUUGUCAGUUACAGUUGUUCUUGGUGCUGUUCAACUCAUCAGUGGUUACAGCUUCAACAACUGCAUUGAAGACCCACACUUAAAAGGACAAAGUUUCAACUGCAUCCGUCGGAAGAACAAGAAUAUGAAGGAUAUUAUAAAUGACCUGCCACAAUCUGCCAUCAAUCUCACCAUCUCUAUUAAUCCUGUGUGGUACAUUCCCAACAGGAGCUUUGUUCAUCUACCAAACCUUCAACACCUGAGAAUAGAUCAUAAUCAUUUGAGUAUCAUCAAUCAAUAUGCUUUUCAAAACCUGUCUCAACUUAAGUCUCUAAAUUUGUCCCUUAACAACAUAUCAGCGCUCCAUCCUUUUCUGUUUAAGGACCUGCCCAACCUCACCUUUCUCUCGCUGUCAAACAAUAAACUAAAGCAGCUCCCAGAGAGCAUUUUCUCCACUGUUUUCCAGCUAGACACUUUAAUCAUGAGGCAAAACCUUCUGAUGAAUUUCUCAGGGAUUGCUAAAUCCGUGUCGCAUCUAAAAAAUCUGAGAGUACUAGAUCUUUGCUUUAACAGUUUGACCUCUCUCAGCCACUCAAAUGUGUCACUACCCAAAAACCUCACUAUGUUGUAUUUAUGUAGAAAUAAACUGUCUACGUUAGGAUGCAAACCCUCGUUCCUCGGGUUCAUCCAGCUACUUGAUUUGUCAUACAAUUCCAGGCUUCCUACGGUGGCAUUUCAAGAUGUGGAUUUGAGACAUAUAAACUAUCUGCGUUUGCGUUCAACAAGUGUCAACAUAGUGGAGUUUUUAAGCAACAGCAACGUCUAUGCAGGUCAUGUUGAUUUCUCUGGCACAGGUCUAAAAAAUGACAGCCUCCUCAUGGAGCUAUGCAGACUGUUAAAGAGAAAAUUAAAACGGAUUAAAAACUUAGGGCUGGGUAAUAAUGGGAUUGCGAAUCUAACAGACACACUAUGCCAUUGUCCUACAAUCACAGGGGCUUUGGAUAUAUCCCGCAACCAACUGAAAAUAUCAAGUUUUUGUCUAAACUUUCUCAAAAAUCAGACACAAAUAAAAAGCUUCAGUUCAGAGCACAACCAUCUCACCUCCCUCCCGUCUUGUAAAAACCAAAAGACGCAUUUCCCAAAACUGGAAGAGCUGAGCUAUCGUUACAACCGUAUCCUCUCAGUCAACGCUUACGCUUUCAAUCACACACCAAAUGUAAAGACACUUAAACUUAACAUAAACACAAUUGCUUUUCUUGACCGUAAAGCUCUCAAAGGGCUAAAAAAGCUUGAGACCCUCCGUUUGGACAAUAAUCUCUUAACUGAUUUGUUCAAUAACACCUUUGAAGAUCUUUUAAAUCUGCAAAUCCUUAACCUACGUAACAAUCGUAUUUCUGUUAUUUUUAAUGGGACCUUCCUCAACCUCACGAAACUGACUACACUGGACCUAGGAGGUAAUAAAAUCACUCAUUUUGAGCGUUCUGGUCUUGAUGGACUAAAAAGUCUGUCCAAAUUCUAUCUAGAUGGAAACAAUCUCAAAACAAUUGACACCUCCCUCUAUCAUGCAUUUCAAGACACACUCACAGUUCUGGAUUUACAGAGUAAUCAGAUUUGCUUCCUCACUGAAAGUAUCUCUUAUUCCCCAUUUAUGAAUCUCAGCAAACUCAGUGAUCUGAAAUUGGACAGUCAGCGGCCUCAUGGCCUCGUCGUUUUACCCCGCACUUUUUUCCGUGGACUCCACUCACUGAAAUCUCUGUAUCUCACCAACAAUAACAUCUUUCAUCUUGCUCCUGAUGUCUUUGAUGAUCUGACAGGCUUACAGUUCCUCACACUGGAUAACUGCUGUGUUGGGGUGGCGCAACUACAACCAGGAGCCUUUAAAAAUCAAAGAAAUUUAAGCAAAUUGAUUGUAGAAAAUAUGGGCAUUCAGAACUUCUCAAAGGAGGUUUUUGGGAAUCUUACACAGUUACACACCCUGCAGCUCAACCGCAAUGUGAUGCAGAGCAUUCCUGUUGAUGCACUAGAUAGUUUACCUAACCUCCACUACCUUGACAUACGUAAUACUCCUCUAAGCUGCACCUGCAAGAACAGCUUGCUGAAAAACUGGACAAAACAUAACCUAAAUGUCCAGGUGGUCUAUCUCUACAAUCUGCCAUGCCCACACAAUGCAAAACUCAAAUUCUACAACUUUGAUACCAAGGUUUGUUACAUAGAUUUAGGAGAGUACCUGUUCCUUAGCACAACACUUUGGAUCUUCCUGUUCACAGUCACUCCUUUACUUUAUGUCAAACUCUACUGGAAAAUGAAGUACAGCUACUACGUGUUCCGCUCCUGGUUUAGUGAGCAGUGGCGCAGACUCAGGGAGGAGGAGGAAAAUUGCAAAUAUGACGCGUUUAUUUCCUAUAAUUCUGCUGAUGAACAAUGGGUCAUGGAUCAGUUGCUGCCCAACCUGGAGGGACAUGGUUCAUCUUUUAAACUUUGCCUUCAUCACAGGGAUUUUGAGCUGGGCCGCGAUAUUGUGGACAACAUCGUCUCUGCUGUGUAUGGCAGUCGUAAAACUAUUUGUGUGGUGAGCAGGAAUUUCCUACGAAGUGAGUGGUGCUCUCUGGAAAUCCAACUGGCCAGCUACCGCCUCUUCGAUGAGCAACGGGAUGUUCUCCUGCUUGUGUUUCUGGAGCCGAUCUCUGAGAGGCAGCUGUCGUCCUAUCACCGCAUGAGAAAAGUGAUGUUAAAAAAGACUUACCUGCAGUGGCCUGACUCAGACUGCCAUGACCCGAUACAGGCCCAAGAACUGUUUUGGAAUCAGCUACGCAGGGCAAUAAGAGCAGGUAGCAGACUCAAAACGGAAGAAAAUGACAAAAGCCCAGGUUCUGAAACUGAACAUUUUAAGAGUUACACAUCAGAUGAAAACUAUUACUUGCAACCUUAAAAAUAUUUUAUUUUAUUAAUGAUUGUCAAGACAAACCUCCCAGUAAAUGAGUAAUUAUAUUAUUAAGAGUGUCAUGACAAUAUGGUGUAAAUAAGUAGUGAGAUGCGUUGUAAGACCAGUAACAAUCCUUUAUUAUAAUCAUUUAUACAACCAUGAAUCAGAAUUUAAUAUCUCUGCUCAGCUUAAUUGUAUAUUUAGCAAUGCUUAAUAUUGCAUGUCUAUUGCACAAUUGUACAAAUGUGUUUUUUUUUGCAUUUAAAUGUAGCCCAUAGGUAACAAAAAAACAAACAAAGAGCUUU
This is a messenger RNA of Morone saxatilis (striped sea-bass), 3434 nucleotides long. It is a transcript of the gene tlr21, whose product is annotated as toll-like receptor 21. Gene Ontology annotation, molecular function: protein binding; transmembrane signaling receptor activity. Gene Ontology annotation, cellular component: membrane. The record is from RefSeq and is a predicted model, not a curated record. Lineage: Eukaryota; Metazoa; Chordata; Actinopteri; Moronidae. Gene Ontology annotation, biological process: inflammatory response; toll-like receptor signaling pathway; immune response. The transcript is spliced from 2 exons. The coding region runs from base 205 to 3135 and encodes 976 amino acids.